AUGGCCAAGUCUUCGCGCAAAAGGUCGAGAAACGACAACAGCACUGCACAGGCUGGUGCAGCCAGCAUCGACACAGAAGCACCUCAACCCAAAGCAGUGCUAGGCGAUAAUGUCAAAACUUUGCCAGGCAGUCGCAAGAAGCGUCCACCCCCGCCGCCCGCCGGCAACGAGCUCGAUCUUGAAAAGCUCAUCUUUGGCGGCUCCUCUUCUCUUCUCUCUCAGCCAUCGACGUCAAAGCGCACAACAGGUGAAGAGGCCUUAGAAGACAACGACAGCGACGAUGAGGGAAAUGAUGCAGCACAGAACCAAUUCGUAGCCGAUGGCGACCUUUUCAUGGUCGACACAGCAGGAGGCGACGAUGAUGGGCAGCUUGAGGAUCAGCAGGCCGGCCGAUCCUCUGGAUCGGAGAGCGAAGACGAUGAUGACGACGAUAUCCUUGUCGAUCGAAUCGCUACCGAUGCAGCUUCUUCGGGCCCCAGUCAAACGCACGUCAAAAAGCCAAAGCGCACAAAGCGAUGCGUAUGGACCGACCCGGACGAUGCAGCUCUCACCAUCGACCUCACACGCCGCAACAACCUCGCCGCCAACGGUUCUCGUGUGGGUGUAUCACGUCUUCGACGUCUCCGUGAAGAACUUGGCGAGAAAAAAAUCAGUGGUCUCGAGUACGAGCUCCGGCUGCGAGCCCAAUUCGAAAAGCUCCAUCCCCGUCCCGGUUGGGCCUCGUUCCGUCUUACUUCACUUGAACAGCAGCCAGAGGAGUUCGACAUCACAAGCGAAGCCGUCAUCACCAACGAAGAUGCUAGCAAGGGCAUUCACGAUCUCCUUCGCAGUGACACUGGGCUCGUUGAAGGAUACGGUUCCAGCAACAACGGCUUGGCCUCCAAAUCCAUCAAGGCGCGCGGCAAGCUCAGGGCGGGAGAGAUUGAACUCGAUCGACUUCGCAACGCCAACGACGCACAGAACGCACACGCCAUUGCGGCCGAGGAGUCGUUGCCGGGUAUCGAGAUGGUUCGGUUCCACCCAAGUCCGCGUGCCAGUGUGCUUAUGACCGCCUCGCGCGACCGUCGCGUGCGUCUCUUCCAGAUCGACGGCAAGACCAAUCCGCUGGUGCAGACCGUUCACGUGCCGGACCUGCCUAUCACACACGCGUCGUUCCACCCGUCGGGCUCGUCGGCACUCAUCUCGGGCAAACGUCCGUUCCUGUAUGCUUACGACUUGCAGGCAGGCCGUGUGGUGCGCUCGCUUCCCUGGCGAGGCGCUGGCUCGCUCCACUCUCAGUCGGCAGAGGAAGACACUGCGGAGCUCCAUCUUUCGGAUGCCAAGUUCCAGCCGCACACGGCUGAAGAAGGGAAUCGACUGCUGGCAAUUGGGGGCAGGCGCGGCGUGGUGCACUUGCUGGACUGGGGUCGAUCGGGUGCUGCUGGUGGAACGCGCAUCGGAGGUGUGCGUAUGAACUCUCCGCUUGCUGGGUUCACUUGGGAUGCUGCCUCGGUGCUGGGCGAUCGGGGUACGGGUAUUGGCGUCACUGGCACGGGCAAAGAUGUCGAGCUCUUGACCAUGUCUACGGAGGGAAGUGUGCAUUUGUGGGAUAUCAGAAAUAUGGGUCUCGAGGUCGGAUGCACAUCCAUCUGGAACGACCCUGGUUCGUUUGGCGCCAAAGGACUCGAAGUGUCGCCCAACGGCAAAUUCUGGACUGUCGGCAGCGAGGGUGGCAUUGUCAAUGUCUACAAGCGCCCGCAGGAAUCAUACAAUUUCUCGAGCGCCUCGGUCGCCUCGUCGCGGGCAGUCGACGACGCAGCGUCCGGUAAGGUUCCCGGUGGCAACAUGGACCCGGUCAAGACGAUCGAGAACCUCGUUACGACCACGACGACGAUGCGUUGGAACGGCGAUGGCCAGAUCCUUGCCAUUGCGUCCAAAGCGAAGAGGGAUGCGCUCAGACUGGUGCACUUCCCCUCCAUGCGUGUGUUUAGCAACUGGCCGACAUCGGGCACGCCGCUAGGCAGCGUGAGUGCAGUCGACUUCAGUCCGGGUAGCCAGUACGUUGCUAUUGGAAACACGAGGGGCAAAGUACUCCUUUAUUCGCUUCGACACUAUUUGUAG
Sporisorium graminicola is the source of this 2100-nucleotide messenger RNA. RefSeq lists its product as uncharacterized. The coding region runs from base 1 to 2100 and encodes 699 amino acids. Gene Ontology annotation, molecular function: protein binding. Gene Ontology annotation, biological process: rRNA processing. The transcript has a single exon. The record is from RefSeq and is a predicted model, not a curated record. Gene Ontology annotation, cellular component: small-subunit processome; Pwp2p-containing subcomplex of 90S preribosome. Lineage: Eukaryota; Fungi; Basidiomycota; Ustilaginomycetes; Ustilaginales; Ustilaginaceae.